AUGACUCCUUCUUCUAGUCCAUUUCCAAGCCUCAGUCCUUCUCCGGAAAGCAGUUGUGACAGAGACGAACUCUUGUCAGUGCCGGGUUUUGACGUCGUUGGUGCAGCAGAGGACCGUCGUCACAACGCUGUGACGGCAAAUCCAAGAUUCGAUCCUGGGCUUGCCUCCUCGUCUACAGAUGGACCGCUGCCAUCCAACAAAUUGCCGAGUCCGGACGCAGCCGUCUUUGCUUCAGCAACAGACGGGCUCACGGAGCGUUUGUUCCGUUCCAAGACAAAGGGUCCCAUUGCGGCUAUUUUUAUCCAUGCCGGCGCCGGCUUCCACAGCACCACCAACGAGCACGUGCAUCUAGAAGCGUGCAGCGAAGCUGCCCGCCUGGCCAUGAAAUUUCUCAAAGCCGGAGGCACCGCUGUUGACGCGGUCGAGGCAGCAAUCAAGUGCCUAGAAGACAAAGAGAUCACCAAUGCCGGCUACGGAAGCAAUCUCUCCAUUGACGGUGUUGUGGAGGGUGAUGCAACUAUUGUCGACCAUCUUGGCCGCAGUGGUGCCUGUGGAUCCGCCCAAAUGAUCAAGAAUCCAAUCUCGCUGGCCCGUCUGAUCUAUGACCGAAGCAAUAUCCCCUUGUCGCUGAGGCGUAUACCGCCAAAUAUCCUCGUCGGCCAUGGUGCGGCUCAGUUUGCACAGGAGCACGGCAUGCGUCUUAUUCCACACCAGCAGCUCAUCUCCAAGGGCGCCCAGGACCGUUUCUAUCGCUGGCGCCAAGAUCUAAUCAAUGCCGAAGAGGCAGCUAUCCGGUGCAGCCUGGCUUCUGGCGCUGCCUCAAAGUCCCGAGUCGAUCCACAAUCUGUUCCUGGCGGUCCUCCCGGUGCCUGUCCUGGCAUGAAGUCAGUACAAAACGCACAACAAAUCGCAGUGUCGGGGCCGACCGUUACGGCCUCGAUUACGAGCGGUAGCUCUCAGCCACCUGACGACGGCCGGCCAGCUGGGCACCUACCAGCCUAUGGCAAAUAUACCCAAGCGUCGCUGGGAACCACGACUGUCAAAACAGAAACCUCGUCGUCCACUGCGGCUGGGAAGGUAGAAGCCUGGCCUGCUAGGAACCCGAAGUCCAGUCACAAACGAUUUCGCCUGGGUGAUUAUGACCUAUUCAGCAAUGAUGAGGCAGCCACCCGCAGAAAAAGACGAAGCAGUAGCGGCGGAGACGGAAGCUUCGCGGACGAGCCAGUACACAAGCUCCCGUCGAUCUCGGGCGCCAUGUCCCAUCCCCUUGACCAUUUUGCCGAAGGUACCGCUGCGGACGAGUACGCGGCCGGCAACCCAUUUCGAUAUGCCGAGAUCGGACUCCACGACAACGACACGGACAUCAUCACUGACACUAUCGGUGCUAUUGCAAUUGAUCUCCGCGGCAACAUCGCGGCUGGCUCGUCGUCGGGUGGCAUCGGCAUGAAACACUCGGGUCGCAUCGGACCCGCGGCCCUAGUAGGCAUUGGCACGGCCGUAAUUCCCGCAGAUCCCAAGGACAGCCGAGGUACCUCCGUGGCAGCCGUCACCAGCGGGACGGGUGAGCACAUGGCCACCACGAUGGCAUCACACACCUGUGCCCAACGCCUCUACCACGGCAACCGCCGGACCGACGGCGGGUCGUUUGAUACUGAAUACGACGAUGAUGCGAUCAUGAAGUCGUUUGUGACAGACGACUUUAUGAACCACCCGGGCGUUCGCAACCAAAUCUCUGGCGGUGCCAUUGGUGUCAUGGCGGCAAAAAAGACCAACAGAGGCGUCUAUUUCUACUUCGCCCACAACACAGACUCGUUUGCCUUGGCUUCUUUGUCGUCAAACGAGGACGACCCGCUGGUGGUCAUCUCUCGGCUGGGUCCACGGGAAAGCGUUGCUAGGGGCGGUCGCAAGAUCAAGCGCAACUGA
This is a messenger RNA of Sporothrix brasiliensis 5110, 1923 nucleotides long. Its product is annotated as taspase, threonineeeee aspartase, 1. Lineage: Eukaryota; Fungi; Ascomycota; Sordariomycetes; Ophiostomatales; Ophiostomataceae. The transcript has 3 exons. The coding region runs from base 1 to 1923 and encodes 640 amino acids. Gene Ontology annotation, biological process: protein maturation. Gene Ontology annotation, molecular function: threonine-type endopeptidase activity. The record is from RefSeq and is a predicted model, not a curated record.